AUGCGUCGUGGACUCGCUGUUCUUGUUCAUCAUUUCAGCCGUCCUUCAAGACUUCCUUCUCUGUCUGCAACCUAUAUAUCCCGGAGACUGUGUCAGGCAAUGGCUGCUCAGCAACCGCCGUGGGCACCCCCCAUCCCAAAAGCGCAAACGCCGGUCCUCAAGGUCUACAAUUCCUUGACUAAGUCCAAAACAGAGUUCGUUCCACGAGACGGUAAGCGCGUAAAGUGGUACAACUGCGGCCCCACGGUCUACGAUGCAUCCCACAUGGGCCAUGCAAGGAACUAUGUGACACAGGAUAUCCUGCGCAGGAUCAUGGUAGACUAUUUUCGCUACGAUGUUCAUUUCGUUAUGAACAUCACGGAUAUCGAUGAUAAGAUCAUCCUACGCGCGCGGCAGAGUCACCUUGUGCAAAAACUGCGCGCAGAAACAGCAUCCCUUACGCCGGGGCUGCUGGCCCAGGUACUCGCUGCCUGGACAUCCUAUGUGCGCUCGAAAGUUUACAAAGGCCUACUUGCCAAUGAGACACCAGCAUUUGAUGCAGAAUGGGAAGCAUGGCCAGAGUUGGUCAAAAAAGCUCAGGAUAAAUUAUGGAAAUCAGAGUGCCUGAGAAGGGAUGAGAAGUUUGAUAUGCACUUCACCGCAGCCGCUCGCACGUUCUCAGCGCUUGAGGUCGCCCGAGGUUUGCUUGAUUCAGGUCACAACACGGUCGAUAUCGCCCAUCAGCUCAUAGACGCAGCUACAGAUGUACUCGCUCUUUCUUUGGACCAACAGCACGGCGCGACUGUUACGGAUCCUUCUAUCUCGCGCUCCCUGUCAGCGUUCUGGGAGCAGAAGUUCUUUGAUGAUAUGUCCCGGCUGCGGGUACGGGAGCCCGAUACCUUGACCCGUGUGACGGAAUAUGUUCCAGAAAUUGUUGCCUUUGUUGAACGUAUAGUUCAGAAUGGCUAUGGCUACGAAGUGGACGGCAGCGUCUAUUUCGACACACGUGCUUUUGACCAGAGUAAAAGCCAUUUUUACGCCAAGUUGGAGCCCUGGAGCAAGGGAAACCGAGAGCUAUUGGAAGAGGGCGAAGGUGCACUAUCCAGCACUACUGGACGUAGAUCCCCAGCCGACUUCGCCCUUUGGAAAGCAUCGAAACCUGGGGAGCCGUACUGGCCUUCACCCUGGGGUCAGGGGAGGCCGGGAUGGCAUAUCGAAUGCUCGGUCAUGGCUUCGGCCAUCUUCGGCGACAACAUGGACAUACAUUCCGGCGGCAUCGACCUUGCUUUCCCUCAUCAUGACAAUGAGAUGGCCCAAUCGGAGGCAUAUCAUGAUUGCGAAUCGUGGGUCAACUAUUUCCUGCACACCGGCCAUCUACACAUUGAGGGGUUAAAGAUGAGCAAGUCUUUGAAGAACUUCAUCACCAUCGACGAAAUAUUGCAAAAAUACUCUGCAAGACAACUGCGCCUUGCCUUUUUGACUCAACUUUGGAAUUCUAAAGUCGACUUCUCCGAAUCACUGAUGACUGGAGAGGUCCGGAACAUCGAGGCUACCCUGAAUAACUUUUUCACCAUCGUCAAAGCUCUCGUCGCUCAAGCGCGCGCCGAUGGUCCUAGGCUAGACGGAAAGCACCGAUUUGAAAAUCCGGAGAUUGACCUCACAGACGUGCUACACAAAUCCCAGGAUGCGUUCCGGGUCGCCCUUUGCGAUUCGUUCAAUACGCCGAGUGCGUUGGACGUCCUUCGAGACUUGGUAUCUCGCACGAAUGUCUACAUUAACUCGCGGGGAAAGGAUCUCAACGUCGAUCUUGUGGAGCGUGUUGCACGUUGGGUGGGAGACAUGUUGCGUAUGUUCGGACUGGGCGAAGGAGAGACCUCGGAAAUCGGGUGGGGACAGGAACAAGGCGAUGGGCCGUCUGCGGUGAAUCGGGAGGAGGUUCUCAUGCCAUACCUACGUGUUCUGUCUUCUUUUAGAGACGGGGUACGCCAACUAGCUAUCUCCAAUGGUGAUGGAGUUGCGAAGGAUAUUUUGGCCUUGUGCGACAAGCUUCGCGAUGUGGACGCAAUCCCACUGGGAGUAGCUUUCGACGAUCAAGAAGAUGGGAAAGCUCUUGUCAAACUCAUGCCUCCUGCCGAGCUUAUUAGAAUCCGCGACGAAAAGCGCGCCCAAGUCGAGGCCAAGAUCGCAAAAAAGGCCGCCGCUAUUGAGGCCGAGCAGCAGAAAAGAAUGCAGAAGCUGGAAAGGGGUCGCGUAGCCCCCGAAGUGAUGUUCAAAUCGCCGCAGGUCCCUGACGGCACUUACGGCAGCUGGGAUGAUGCGGGCGUACCGCUUACAGAUGGCACGGGAAAGGAGCUGAGCAAAAGUCAAGGGAAGAAGGUACAGAAGGAAUGGACGGCUCAGAAGAAGCUUCAUGAAGACUAUUUAGAAUGGCAGAAGCAGCAGAAGUGACUGGGGGGACAUAGUUUAUGGCUUUGGGCAGCUUUGGGCAGUUUACCACCCUGUUUUGUAUAUCGAGGUGCCAAUGCGUUUUGCUACAAACGUUGCAUCCGC
Messenger RNA from Heterobasidion irregulare TC 32-1, 2529 nucleotides. RefSeq lists its product as uncharacterized. The coding region runs from base 1 to 2427 and encodes 808 amino acids. Lineage: Eukaryota; Fungi; Basidiomycota; Agaricomycetes; Russulales; Bondarzewiaceae. The record is from RefSeq and is a predicted model, not a curated record. Gene Ontology annotation, molecular function: cysteine-tRNA ligase activity; ATP binding. Gene Ontology annotation, cellular component: cytoplasm. The transcript is spliced from 13 exons. Gene Ontology annotation, biological process: cysteinyl-tRNA aminoacylation.